UCCUUGCACCACCUCGCGCACCUUUCCUCCGACUCCUAGCAGAUGACGUCCGGGAGCUGCACAUCCCAGCGCGAGCCGAUGUGUAAGCCCGGUUACCUUCCUCUAGCUUUAGCAGCUGAAUGAAGCAGCUAGGAGCAUGUCUGAAGAUGAAAACUGUGAGGGAAGUGAGCCGACGUAUGAUGCAACCGACUUUGAUGUAUCUCACUCGCUGUCCAUAAAAGUCGAAUAUUACAGAUCAUUUGAGUACACCUUGAAUUGGACAACGCCCAUGUCUCUCCGACGAUCCUCCAGACUAAAGUUCCCCCAGAAAAGUCCUGCAUCAGACGACGUUGUCGCUCGGCCUCGCCGUAGGAGCCAGAGAGGAAGGCCGCGGUUGGAGGAGACCCGUGCAGAUGAGAGCGAGGAAAGUGACAUCAUCGACCUCAUCACCAGUGAUCCUUUUGCCAAGCAAGGGGCCGCGAGGGAGGCGGUUGGCAUGCUCAGUUAUGGACUGGAUAAAUCAAAUGAUGAAAGUGGCUCUGAAAGCAGCAACAGCAGCAUAGUUUCCGGUCCGUCCACUCUGUGCUGUGAUUACAGAGACGAGCUUUACAGGGACGUUUGCUCGGCUUGCCACAAGCUCUACGAGAAGGCUAAGAGGUUGAAGACGCCGAUCAGAAGCAAACUUCUAGAUAACGAUCCCAAGUCUCUGACCUGUGACCAAUGGGUGCUGAUGAAAAGAUGGAAGCCUAAAGGACAACCUGAUGCCAGACAGAAGUCGCUAAGUCACAUUCAGCUGGACGAUGGAGUCGUUAUGAGACGAGGAGAGCAAUCCUCGCCCUGUUCGAGGCCGCACAUUUUCCUCAAGAGGAACCUGAGACGGGCCAGUUCCAUGGUGAAAAAUCAGAAGAAGAAAAAGAGGAGGAGGAGGAGGAGGAGGGAUAGUUCUCAAGGUCCCCGCGUUGCUAAGCAGCACCGUCUCCAAAACAACAGUCUGCGCCAGCACACAAAUACAAAAGGCAUGGUCGACAACCCGAACGGGAGUUUUAGCAAGGGCGGCGACCCCGGAGCUCAGAUAAGUCCAGAAACGGAGGGUUGUUCUAAGAACGAUGUGACUGAACUUGUUCCGUCAUCAGCGGCCCCGAAGGCCCCAGCAUCAGCGGCAGUUGGAGCCCCGAGGAGAGCACCGAAGAGGACGUGCGAGUUCAGAGACCUUCUCGUUCAGCUGCGGGGGAGAAGCAGCAUGAUCAUCAGAGAAACGUCCUAACGAAGGCGUCCGUCUUUAUCGAAGCAGAGGCCCUCUGAUUAUUUAAACUUUAUUUUUUGAAGUGUUUGCGUUUGCUGCUCUAAUUCUGUUGGAUUUGUUUUCCUUAAAGUAUUGUUGCACUUCCACAAACUUUCAAGUUCAUCUAUUUCUUGUUUGUUUGUUGUUGUUUUUUGCUAAAAAUGAAUUGAAUUGAAAUUCCCAUGCAACUUAACUGUGAAUAAAUGUGUUUAAACAU
This is a messenger RNA of Gambusia affinis (western mosquitofish), 1478 nucleotides long. RefSeq lists its product as uncharacterized. Lineage: Eukaryota; Metazoa; Chordata; Actinopteri; Cyprinodontiformes; Poeciliidae. The coding region runs from base 137 to 1243 and encodes 368 amino acids. The record is from RefSeq and is a predicted model, not a curated record. The transcript is spliced from 6 exons.